Molecule: messenger RNA, 1804 nt
Organism: Pangasianodon hypophthalmus (striped catfish)
Lineage: Eukaryota; Metazoa; Chordata; Actinopteri; Siluriformes; Pangasiidae
Gene: aaas
Product: achalasia, adrenocortical insufficiency, alacrimia
Exons: 17
Coding region: 150-1682 (510 amino acids)
Biological process (GO): nucleocytoplasmic transport
Cellular component (GO): nuclear pore
Molecular function (GO): protein binding
Source: RefSeq, a predicted model, not a curated record
AUACACUAUUACUUCAUAGAAACACAUACAAAUUUAGGUUCAGCGCCUGAGCUUUUAGUAUGACUAUUUUCAGGCUAAUGGAGCUAGUUAGCAACACGUCAUGAAGCUAGCUGUUCGGCUAAUAACGUUCACUAGUCUGUGUGAGAAUCAUGUGCUCUCUCACGCUCUUCCCGCCGCCGCUGCUCAGCGGACAGGUUACUUUAUAUGAGGCAAAUAACGAGCUCGUGUGGGGGAAUUUGACGGAGUGCUACGAGAAACAGCACUGGACUCCUCCUAGCCUUCAUUUUCCAAGGGAAACUCUGAAACCACACAGUCGCCCAGAGAGCAGCAGCAAAGCAGCCUUCCUGGAUCACAGAGAUACUUUGUGGAUGAGAAGUGCUGGAGCCUGGCGUGACGCUGGUCUUACUGGUCUAUUAGAUGAAAUCACUAACAGUUCUGAAGAAGUACCCAAGUGGCUGACGUUGAGUUCCGGAUGUGUUUUGGCUCUUCUGCGAUGGAUGUCUUCAUUUCAUUGUUCUCUGUUUCCACAUCUGACGUUAAGUGGUGAGGAUAUGGUCGCUGAAUUUUCACAGGUACUGAGUUGGUCUGAUAGCGCUAUCCGAAGCUUUGCAUGGCAUCCUCACACAGACAAGUUUGCAGUAGCCCUCCUGGAUGACUCCAUCAAGAUCUACAACUCUCGGAGUGCAAUAACUCCGACUCUGAAGCAUAGACUGCAGAGGAGUGUGAGUGCUAUGCAGUGGAAGCCUCUGUGUGCGUCAACACUGGCCGUGGCCUGCCACACCUGUCUGCUCAUUUGGCACGUGGACCCGAACUCGCUCUCUACACGGCCCUCUUCUGGUUGUGCUCAGGUAUUGUCUCAUCCUGGUCACUCUCCAGUUACUUCCAUUGCUUGGUCCCCUUCUGGUUCUCUACUAGUGUCUGCAUCUCCUGUGGACACUUCCAUGAUAGUAUGGAAUGUUGCUGCAGAAAUCUGCGUUCCUCUGCAGCGUGUAGGAGGUGGAGGAGUCACAAAUCUGUCAUGGUCGCCAGAUGGCAGCCGACUAUUGGCAGCCACUCCAUCUGCUCUAUUCAGGGUGUGGGAGACAAAGAUGUGGACCUGUGAACGGUGGCCUUGUCUGAAAGGGCGCUGUCAGUCAGGGUGCUGGAGUCCUGAUGGAAGUCGAUUGUUGUUCUGCGUUCAGGGAGAAACGGUGAUCUACGCACUCACUUUUUCAGACAUGGCAGGAGGACCCAAGUCUGCUGCAGUGGUGGCUGAUCUCUCUGAGACUUCCUUCAGCGGGCCUGACGGUGACCUCAUAGUUGGAGGAGAGGUUCAGUCUCUUGCCUGGGAUCCCACUGGAGAGAGGCUGGCUGUGCUUCUGAAAGGAAAGGCAGAAUCCUCCAAUCAUUCUGCCAUCAUUGCUGUAUUUAAAACACGCUCCAGCCCCAUCUUUGAGUUACUUCCAUGUGGUUUUGUGAAAGGGGAGGCCGGAGCAGAGCCUAGACUGAUGCAGUUCCAGCCUCAUUUUCAGCAUGGUGCACUGCUCACUGUGUGCUGGUCAAAUGGGCGAAUCUCUCAUGUGCCUUUCUACUUUGUUGGUGUGGGGAUGCCAUGUUCAACUGGAAGCCCUCCACUUCCCCACUUCACCAGCAAGACAGAAGAUUACAAUACACACACCCUCUACACCGAACAAAUGUCGUGAACCCCUUUGUGCUUUUAGGCUUCAAUCAGUGCUACUUACUUUACAUACUUACAUAUUUCAAAAUAUACUCAGAAUUACAAUUCAUUUUGCAUAAAAUAAUAAAUGUAGAUUUUCUCAUUCCA